AUGCUUCCUCUCUUCCCGCGGGCGAUUGUGUGUGGUAAAUGGCCAGAGGAGCUAGCGGUGACAACGCGGAGGCUGCACCGCACUGGGGCUCAGCCCGGCAGACCGCUGUCCCAGCCAGGCAACACGGCGACGGAAAAACGGAAGAAGGCGAGGGGGAGACCGUCGCCUGCAGAGCGCGCAGUGGGGACAAGGCACCCCGGCUCGGGCAAGCCUGCCGGCGCGGAGGCGAGGAAUCGCCAGGCACCCAGCCCCAGUGCCCUGGAACGCGGGGACGCCCGGGCCUCUGCCUUGUCCGAUGUGGUGCCAGGAAACCGCCACCCUCCCGGCCAAGGGGUCUCCGGGAGGAGAGGUGUAGUGUGUGAAGGCGCCAGACAGGGGGCGGCGGCCGAGGAGCUCCGGCUGCCCAGCACCUCACACGCACUGACCGAGACUCAGCCUAAUCAAGUCCUGCACUGGUCCAGACACAACAACGUAGUUAUACUUAUCCUGACGAAGCUGUACGACUUCAACCUGGGGAGCGUGACUGAGAGCUCACUCUGGAGAUCAACAGACUAUGGCACCACCUAUGAAAAGCUGAAUGACAAAGUAGGUUUGAAGACUGUCCUCAGUUAUCUCUACGUCAAUCCCACCAACAAAAGGAAGAUCAUGCUUCUUAGUGAUCCUGAAAUGGAGAGCAGCUUACUGAUCAGCUCAGAUGAGGGGGCCACCUAUCAGAAGUACCGGCUCACCUUCUACAUCCAGAGUCUGCUCUUCCAUCCCAAGCAGGAAGACUGGGUGCUGGCCUACAGUCUGGAUCAAAAGCUGUACAGCUCCAUGGACUUUGGAAGACGGUGGCAACUCGUGCAUGAACGCAUCACACCCAACAGGUUUUACUGGUCGGUGGCCGGAUUGGAUAAGGAGGCGGACCUGGUGCACAUGGAGGUGCGGACUGCAGAUGGAUAUGCUCACUACCUCACCUGCAGGAUCCAGGAAUGUGCUGAGACCACUCGGAGUGGGCCUUUUGUCCGCUCCAUUGACAUCAGUUCCCUGGUUGUUCAGGAUGAAUAUAUCUUCAUUCAGGUAACAACUGGUGGAAGAGCCAGCUACUACGUGUCCUAUCGAAGAGAGGCCUUCGCCCAGAUAAAGCUGCCCAAGUACUCACUGCCCAAGGACAUGCACAUCAUCAGUACCGAUGAGAACCAAGUGUUUGCAGCCGUCCAAGAAUGGAACCAGAAUGACACGUACAACCUCUACAUCUCAGACACGCGUGGCAUCUACUUCACCCUGGCCAUGGAGAACAUUAAGAGUAGCCGAGGUCUAAUGGGAAACAUUAUUAUUGAAUUGUAUGAGGUAGCAGGUAUCAAAGGGAUAUUCUUGGCAAACAAGAAGGUGGAUGAGCAAGUGAAGACAUACAUCACAUACAACAAGGGCAGAGAUUGGCGCCUACUUCAAGCUCCAGAUGUGGACCUGAAAGGAAGUCCAGUACACUGCCUGCUGCCCUUCUGCUCCUUACACCUGCACUUGGAGAUCUCUGAAAAUCCGUAUUCCUCAGGAAGAAUCUCCAGUAAGGAGACAGCCCCGGGGAUUGUGGUGGCUACAGGCAACAUUGGCCCGGAGCUCUCAUAUACUGAUAUUGGUGUGUUCAUCUCUUCUGAUGGGGGCAACACAUGGCGACAGAUCUUUGAUGAAGAGUACAAUGUCUGGUUCCUAGACUGGGGUGGCGCCCUCGUGGCCAUGAAACACACACCUCUGCCAGUCAGGCAUUUGUGGGUGAGUUUUGACGAGGGCCACUCCUGGGACAAGUAUGGUUUCACUUCGGUUCCUCUCUUUGUUGACGGGGCUCUGGUGGAGGCGGGAGUGGAGACCCAAAUCAUGACAGUUUUCGGCCACUUCAGCCUCCGUUCUGAAUGGCAGUUGGUGAAAGUGGACUACAAAUCUAUCUUCAGCCGACGCUGCACCAAGGAAGACUAUCAGACCUGGCACCUGCUCAAUCAGGGGGAGCCUUGCGUCAUGGGAGAAAGAAAAAUAUUCAAGAAACGCAAGCCAGGAGCUCAGUGUGCCCUGGGUCGAGAUUCCUCAGGGACAGUGGUUUCAGAGCCCUGUGUCUGUGCUGACUGGGACUUUGAAUGUGACUAUGGCUAUGAGAGACACGGAGAGAGCCAGUGUGUCCCAGCUUUCUGGUACAACCCAGCAUCCCCAUCAAAGGACUGCAGCCUUGGUCAAAGCUACCUUAACAGCACUGGGUACCGGAGAAUUGUAUCUAACAACUGCACGGACGGGCUGAGGGAGAAGUACACGGCCAAGGCCCAGAUGUGUCCCGGAAAAGCCCCUCGAGGCCUGCAUGUGGUGACAACCGACGGGCGCCUAGUAGCAGAGCAGGGGCAUAAUGCGACUUUCAUCAUUCUCAUGGAGGAGGGUGAUCUCCAAAGGACAAACAUCCAGCUUGACUUUGGGGAUGGGAUUGCAGUGUCCUAUGCUAACUUCAGCCCCAUCGAGGAUGGCAUCAAGCACGUGUACAAGAGUGCGGGCAUCUUCCAGGUGACGGCCUAUGCAGAGAACAACCUGGGCUCAGACACAGCUGUCCUCUUCCUGCACGUGGUUUGUCCCGUGGAGCAUGUUCAUCUCCGAGUUCCAUUUGUUGCUAUAAGAAAUAAGGAGGUCAACAUCAGUGCAGUUGUGUGGCCCAGUCAACUGGGGACCCUCACCUAUUUCUGGUGGUUUGGCAAUAGCACAAAGCCCCUCAUCACCCUGGAUAGCAGCAUUUCCUUCACCUUCCUGGCAGAGGGAACCAACAGCAUCACUGUCCAGGUGGCUGCUGGAAAUGCCCUUAUUCAGGACACAAAAGAUAUCGCUGUUCAUGAAUACUUCCAGUCCCAACUGUUGUCCUUCUCUCCAAACCUGGAUUACCACAACCCUGACAUUCCUGAGUGGAGGCAAGAUAUUGGCAAUGUCAUCAAGAGAGCUCUGGUUAAAGUAACCGGUGUCCCGGAAGACCAGAUCCUAGUUGCCGUGUUCCCUGGUCUCCCCACUUCGGCAGAGCUCUUCAUCCUUCCCCCCAAGAACUUGACGGAGAGGAGGAAAGGCAAUGAAGAGGACCUGGAACAAAUUGUAGAGAUGCUGUUUAAUGCUCUAAACCAAAACUUGGUUCAGUUUGAGCUGAAGCCAGGGGUUCAAGUCAUUGUGUAUGUCACGCAACUGACAUUAGCUCCAUUGGUGGACUCCAGUGCCGGGCACAGCAGCUCAGCCAUGCUUAUGCUCUUGUCAGUGGUGUUUGUCGGCCUGGCUGUAUUUUUGAUCUACAAGUUUAAAAGGAAAAUCCCCUGGAUUAACAUCUAUGCUCAAGUCCAACACGACAAGGAGCAGGAGAUGAUUGGGUCAGUGAGCCAAAGUGAAAACGCCCCCAAAAUCACACUCAGUGACUUCACCGAGCCUGAGGAACUGCUGGACAAAGAGCUGGACACCCGGGUCAUAGGAGGCAUUGCCACCAUUGCAAACAGCGAAAGCACAAAGGAGAUCCCCAACUGCACUAGUGUUUAA
Messenger RNA from Puma concolor (puma), 3516 nucleotides. NCBI's taxonomy places the organism in Eukaryota, Metazoa, Chordata, Mammalia, Carnivora, Felidae. The record is from RefSeq and is a predicted model, not a curated record.